This is a messenger RNA of Puccinia graminis f. sp. tritici CRL 75-36-700-3, 291 nucleotides long. RefSeq lists its product as uncharacterized. The transcript has a single exon. NCBI's taxonomy places the organism in Eukaryota, Fungi, Basidiomycota, Pucciniomycetes, Pucciniales, Pucciniaceae. Bases 1 to 291 code for a protein of 96 amino acids. The record is from RefSeq and is a predicted model, not a curated record.
AUGAAAUCUCGGACGUCCUCGGACAAUGGGAGUAAUUGGUCGCGAGCUCCGUGUUCCCUACCGAUCCCUCUGCAACCUGCUGUUUAUAAUGAUCACCAUGCAAGUCGAACCGACAGCUUCGACGUUACCGGCGAAUCCGCGUUACCGGUUUCACUUGAACCAGCUGUUGCCGAAACCGCUGUUGCCGAACCCGCUGUUGCCGAACACGCUGUUGCCGAACACGCUGUUGCCGAACACGCUGAUUCCGACCCAGCUGUUGCCAAAGUCGGUGUCGGAAAUAGUGAUAUUUAG